This is a messenger RNA of Chara braunii, 1300 nucleotides long. NCBI's taxonomy places the organism in Eukaryota, Viridiplantae, Streptophyta, Charophyceae, Charales, Characeae. The record is from the annotation of a GenBank genome assembly.
GACGUGGCUGGAAMGGGCGGUGAUUGGYUGGACCUACAACAACAACAUCGCCUCCAGAUUAUGCAGACCUGCGGAAGUGUUUUGCGACUUCGAUGUGGCACAAUGGAUGGANACAACAACAUCGCCUCCAGAUUAUGCAGACCUGCGGAAGUGUUUUGCGACUUCGAUGUGGCACAAUGGAUGGAGACCUAUGACCCCGAGCAGUGCGCGUGCAGAUCACGCAGGUACUCGGACCUGCGCAGUAACGCCACGAUCAGCCUGCUCCAGAGCGAGGGGCAUACACGCGUAUUCACGCUGGACUCGUCGGUUACGGACAAUCCUCUACUCCAAGGGAUCAUUAACUCGGGGCUGAACCACAUCCCCUGUAUGACCCUGGAUGUGGACGAGGCGGAGGCAGAAGUGGCAAGGUUCUUAUACAAGCUCAUGACGGCGAUACUGGAGCUGCGCGAGCUCACGCCUUCCACGCAUGCGUUCUUACGGAGGUUAAUCCUGAGGAAGGCUAGGACCAAGAUGAUGAGGUACAAGGAGCAGCACAGGCACUUGACUGCGGAGCCGUUCGAGCAUCCGGCCGUUAAGCGGGAGGUGGAAUUCCUCACUCGCCGUUUCCUCAUAUGCCCGACGGACAAGGCUCCGAGCACCCCAACCUUCGUCUGCAAGAACUUCAUCCGUAAGCUCGCGUUUCAGAGGCUUUCCGGACCGGAGUUUGUUAGUGUUGCCGCCCCCCCUGCCGCCGUCAUCGCACGAAUACAGGGCGAGCUUUCGGCCAUACCGGCGCUACCAGCUGCGCCAACGACACUACCGUACCUAAUGACAGCAUUCUGUCAGGAGAAAAGCCUCGAAGUGGAGGAGCAAUUCGAAGUGAAGCCGAACCUAUGGUGGUCGAUAGCCUCAGUGGGAGAAUUCUGUGCAAACCUACCAAAGAGGAUCUUUUCUGUCUUCACGGCAGACAUCACCAGGUGUUUUGAGACCAUCCCCACAAAGAGCUCGGAGGACAGUCUGCCAGCGGCCGUGAAGUUCUACGUGGAAUGUGCAAUGCGAGUGCGGAGAGAAAGGAGCUCGACUCACGUCAUCCGGUUCAAGGUGGGGGACGACGGCAGGAUGUGGCCCUCCUGGGUGGAUGCUGAUCAGACGGAGGGAAUCGAUUCGUUGAUUUUCAGGGAAGGGGACGUAUGCUGGCUCAUGGAGUGGUGCAUUGCUAAUAGUGUGCUCCGUAUGGGAAACCAUGUGUAGAGGCAAGUCAAGGGCAUCCCUAUGGGCCUGGCCUGCUCCCCGAUAUGGUGCGACAUAUACUUCUUCAAGU